GGGAACGAAAGCAAGUAAACAGGUUGAAGAUGGACAUGAGCGAAACGUGACACAAAAUACACAGUAUUCGAAGCGGGUUUAGAACGGGCCUUAUUUUAACUGAAUACCUUCUACUUAUUUAUUUAAUUUAUAGAAAAGAGUUUGAUGCGUUUGCCGGGAAAAACGAAGAAAGCGAGCGAUUUUACCAAGGAAAUAUUUUAUCCCAUAAUCUGAUGGGAUAUCCUUACAGUCCUGAAAUGAUAACAUCUGUAAUAUUUCUGCAUCUGCUUCUUCUGUCACAUCAUACAGUGUCAGAGGAGCAGGUGCAGCGCUAUGUUACUGGAGAGAAAGGAGGCAAUACUACACUACAGUGUCUUGACCAGCCAGUCAAUGCGUCUUCACUUCUUUAUCGUUGGAAGAAAUAUGGGGCCGUUGUUGCAACCCAAAACCCCUUGAAGCCAUCAGAGCAUCUUUCCAUUUCAAACAAUGGCUCUCUUUGGAUCACUGACCUCCAGUUUAUAGAUGAAGGCCGGUACGAAUGUGAAUCCCAAACAAAGGAUGGCAGCUCAUGGCAAACUCUCUCAAACACCCAGCUUCGAGUCGCCGAGGGUCCAACUAGCGUCUCACUGGCCAUACAGCCGGCAGCUCUACUACCGAAUGGAACAUUAUAUGUCAAAAAAGGCGCAGAUGUGCAUUUUAACUGCUCCAGUGAGUCUGUACCCUCACAAAACCUGGCAUGGACUGUUAAAGAUUUGGCGCUGGACAGUGAUGACAGGGCGACUGGGAACAAAUCAUUUCUUGAGUUCUCAAUAAAUAACAUCCAACCAAGCGAUCAAGGGACGUACACGUGUACAUCCCAGAAUGCACUCUCCAAGACAACUGUGAACAAGAGCCAGGAGCUGCUAGUUUACUAUGCUCCAGAGAGGCACCCAGAGUGCAGCUGGAAGAUAGUAAAUGAGCCAUUGGACGUCUUGUUCAUAUGUAGCUGGUAUGGAGGUUACCCCGUGCCCACUCUGGACUGGCAUGAGGUCCUUGAAGAACAUGUAAUAGCCAAGGGUCCCACUGUCAACUCCACAUCCAAGGAAACGGAGCACUUGGAGGUGCAUGUGAAUGGGUUUAUACUGCACAGUGGUGAGGAAGUGAAGUGUAUUGGACAUCAUGUGACUGGGGUGGAGAAUUCCUGCUCCUUUAAGCUCAAGUCACCAUAUCCCUUAGGAGAUCCCAUGGUAACGGCUUUGGUGGGCAGCAGUAUCACCCUCAGCUGUACUGAGAGCGAAUCUCUGCCGCCGGCUAAGACUGUCUGGAUGCAAAAGGACAAAAAAAUCAUCAACACCACCUCCAAAUAUAUCGUGUCUGAUCAUAACCCCAAUUACAAACUCACUAUAGUCAAUGUAACGAAAGAAGAUGAAGGGGUCUACUACUGCUACAGUAUAAACCCUGUUGGCCCAAAAGAGCUGGAAGUGUAUCUUACUGUGAAGACUUCUGCGGGUAAUGAGGGGGCUGUGGUUGGAGUCUUUGUUUCUGUUUUGAUAAUGAUGAUUGGAGUCAUUAUCGGUGUGACAAUAUAUACAAAGCGGGAUCGAAUUUGUAUUGGCUUGGGAUUUAGUCAUUUAGAGGAUGACAGAGGGGAUAUACUGAGUUUAGUGGAUUCAGACGAAGAGGAAAUUUUCCAUGAAACGGUUCCACAACUCCCCCCGCAGACAAACGGACAUGCAACCACACUCGUAGAGAUUCACAGGAUACCAUCCAGUAAGUCCGCAGCGUCCCAAAUGGCAUUUAGAUGCGAUCAUGAAGACAAUGCAGACAGUACAGUGCAAAAUAAUGAUCAAACACAUCCAGAACCACCACAACAGACAGCACACUGUUAGUUAUCAGUUUAAAUGUACAGAAACGAAAUUUUCCAAAUGGUCAAUUCUGAUAAAUUAUUAGUAUUUUUGUGUGGUAUUUUGCUUGUAUAAUAUUCCAUCAAUCUGUGUAAAGUGUAAAGUUAUUAAACUCAUUUUAGAGAGAGGCCCUGUUUUUAUUUUCAGUAUUAGUUUUUAACAGACUGGCCUCAGUUCAUAACAUUAAAACUUGUACCAGUGAAAUGUGUUAUGAAACGUUAUUAUUACUUGAACUGGCUUGAAUGAUGGUUUCUGUAAAAUUGUAUGGGUGAACCUGAACAAAAUAUAACCGGGUCAUAUUUCGUGGCAAAAUAAUAAUAAUAAACCCUUGAUAAUACGAAA
Puntigrus tetrazona (Sumatra barb) is the source of this 2204-nucleotide messenger RNA. RefSeq names its product V-set and immunoglobulin domain containing 10 (gene vsig10). Gene Ontology annotation, biological process: cell-cell adhesion. Gene Ontology annotation, molecular function: cell adhesion molecule binding. Gene Ontology annotation, cellular component: cell-cell junction. Bases 213 to 1847 code for a protein of 544 amino acids. The record is from RefSeq and is a predicted model, not a curated record. Lineage: Eukaryota; Metazoa; Chordata; Actinopteri; Cypriniformes; Cyprinidae. The transcript has 9 exons.